AUGUCCACCACCUCCAGGAAUCAAGCCUGCUCCAGUCGCGAUGUGUCGGUCAAGCACACAACAGAAACAAUCACCUCGAAAAUGGACUGGAAACAUUACAUCAACCACAGGCCGUCCUACCCAGAUUCAAUGUGGCGCUUAUGGCUGGCUUACCACAAGGGACCCCUCUUGUCAGCACAUGACAUUGGGACUGGAAGUGGAAAUGCUGCCGAGAGUCUACUCGUCCACACCGUUCCGCGACUCGAGCGCGUCGUCCUGACCGACCCACGUGAGUCUAACAUCCAGGACUCGCGGAAUCGAUUUUCCGGGCGCUUUCCUGGCACCCAGUUUGUGUACCGGGUUCGCCGCGGGGAGGACGCCUGGGACGACCUGCAAGGCGCCCUCGACAAGGUCGACUUUGUCAUGGCGUGCGAGUCCAUCCACUGGACCGAGCUUGAGCCAACAAUGAGGAACAUUGCCGGCGGGCUGCGGCCUGGCGGGACCUUUGCCGCCGUGCUCUACUGGCCGUUCCCGUCCAUCACCAACAACGGGGCCGCGAGCGACGCCUUCCAGAGGCUGAUCGCCAACCACGUGGACGGGCUGAUGAAGAAAGAGUGGAUGAGCCAGGCUUGGCAGCGCGGGAGCAAGCAGCUCAACAUGGACUGUGUGCCCCUGCGCGACGAGAACUGGGGGGACGUGCAGCGCUUCUACCUCAACUGCGGCAAGGGUUGGGCAUGGGAGCAGCACCCCGAAGAGAAGCAGUGGCACGCCGCGCCCGUGGCCCACCUCGGACAGCACGAACGGGUUGAGGAUCAAGACUGUGGGGACUGGCAGUUGGACACAACUGUGCAGUGGCUGAGGGAGAACCUUGAGUCGCUGCGUUUUGGGUUCAACGCCGAGACGUGGGAUAGCAAGGAGUGGAAAGAGAUUCAGGACGCCGUGGGCCAUGGGACAAUAAAGUUAGAAUGGCAGGUCCAGAUGGUUCUGGCCCGCAAGCGAUGA
Molecule: messenger RNA, 981 nt
Organism: Diaporthe citri
Lineage: Eukaryota; Fungi; Ascomycota; Sordariomycetes; Diaporthales; Diaporthaceae
Exons: 1
Coding region: 1-981 (326 amino acids)
Source: RefSeq, a predicted model, not a curated record